UUGGGGCUCCGUGAUACUACACUAAGGCAAGGAUUCCUGACAGAACCUAGUUUAUCUAGAAGUAAGGGAAUUUGUAAUAAAACAAGAAACCAAUAAAUAUACGGGAGACUGUUUUUUAUUGAAAAAACGUCAAAGGAUUAUUCCCGGAUUCCCGGCCUAACUCCUCGGCAGAUCCCGAACCCGUGCCCUAUCACCAAGGGCACAACAGACAAUAUUUGUACAAAAUUUUAUUUAAAAAUAUUAAAAAUUAAAGAAGUUAAAACAGUGUAAGUGCUGGUUCGUCGAAAAAAUCUUUGCGCCUCGUGGAAAUUACAUCUUGGUUUGGUUUAUUCGAAACAAAAAAAUUUUUUAAGAAGAAAGCAUGCCGUAUCCGAAGCUAUUAAAAAGAAAACGUGCUGUAUUCGAUUAGGUUGUUUGGGAUUGCUGAUGUUAGCUUAGCGACGGCAUGCUCCGUCUAAUUCAUACUAUGUUUAUGAUUUUCACGUUUUUAAAAUAUCUCGUAAAAAUGCAAAUUAGAAAUACAUUCAUAUCUGUUUCCUCAUAAAUACUUAAUAUUUAAUGUCGAUACGCUCCGUCUAUUCAUAUUAUGUCUAUAAGUGAAACAUCAGAUAAUGUUUUGUUUUAUAUAAUGGCUGAGCUUAUUGUUACAACAUAAAAUCGUAAUAAAAGUAAGAGAGAAUUGACAAGACGAUUUACUUAUAAAGAUACUUUUAGAAAAAUUAGUUUUAUUAUGGCUUUUGGAUUAACUCAGUGGUUAAUUUCGUUUGUGAUAUUUUUGGUUGUUUUGACAAUUAUAUCCUGGUCUGCUAUACAUCUUGGAACAAAAGAUAAAAACGCCACAGAUAUUGUCUCAAGAUUUCUUGACAUGGACGAUUAUCCAAUUAAAAGAAAAAACUUAACAACGCGAGCAACAGAAAGUACCGACAGCACGAUGUUAUAUGCGAACAAUCAAGGCUUUGAAAUAACAGACAGUGCAGAAUUUUAUAAGAUAUUAAAGGCUUUUCGUUCAACUAAGAAUAGUAUAGUUAAUAAUACAAAAGAUGAUACUACAACAGCGAUAUUUACACUUUCUAUCAUUAAUAAUUCAACGUCGAGCAAAGAUACUACAAUAUAUAAUUCAUCUGAUACGCCUUUUACAUUAAAUAAUUACCAAAACAUCAGCAGAGAAAUUAUAAGCAUGUAAGUAAAAAUU
Messenger RNA from Linepithema humile (Argentine ant), 1192 nucleotides. RefSeq lists its product as uncharacterized. Lineage: Eukaryota; Metazoa; Arthropoda; Insecta; Hymenoptera; Formicidae. The record is from RefSeq and is a predicted model, not a curated record.